CACUGGAACGAAGUGGAAAUUUCAAGAUGGCGGCAUUGCAUGCUCGUUAGUUCAUAAGAUUUUAUUUGAUUAUUCGACUAUUCGUGGCAAUUACAUGCGACUGCUUCUUUCGAAAGGAAAAUAAGUUAAGGUUUAUAAUGCCAUAAAUAAAAAGCAAAUAUUUAUACUUCGACGUAAACACAAAAGCAAUGGAGGAGUUGGAACAGUUAGAAAGACUCUCGCUUGUCUCGAAGAUUUGCACAGAGUUGGAGAAUCAUUUGGGUAUUAAUGACAAGGACCUUGCCGAGUUUAUUAUUAUGCUUGGAGAAACCAAUGAGACACUGGGGAAGUUUAAAGCUGCACUGAAACAAAAUGGAGCAGAAUUUCCUGAUUCAUUUUCUUCCAAUCUGCUGCGUCUUAUCCAACAAAUGAAACCAACAUCUGGAGCACAAACUGACAGCAAAAUAAACGAUGAUUUUGCCGGAGACAACGAAGAGUUAUCGAAAAAAAGACAGAAAUUCCAUGGCCUCUGUUUGCCAGACGAAGAACCAAAAUCGGAGGAAGUAGAGAAAUCAGUUGAUAAAGAUGAAGCAGUUGUUUCUCAAGCAAUGGGAGAGCUGGAAGCACUAAUGGCUAAAGCAAAAGAAGAUGAGAGCAAAGUAAAAAGCAAAAAUACAGAACGUGAGAGCAGUCGCAGUCCACGUAGACAGCGAAGGCGAUCUCGCAGCAGAAGUAAAGAACGGAGGAGUCGAAGAUCUCGGUCUCGAAGCCACGACAGAGAUCGCGACAAGAGAAGACGACGAUCAAGAAGUAAUGAAAGGAAAGGUCGUGAUGAUGAUCGACACAGCAGGAGAAGAAGCGACGAUAGACGCCAUGGAGGAUCAUCUCGGGUUGAAAAACCUCCACCAGAUAAACCUACCGUUAACCAGAUUUACGAUGGACGGGUUACUGGAAUCAUGCAGUUUGGAUGCUUUGUUCAGUUGGAGGGUCUUCGCGGGAAAAAUGAAGGCCUUGUGCACAUCUCAGAGCUUCGACGAGAAGGAAGAGUGGCUAAUGUUGCUGAUGUGGUAAGCCGUGGUAAUAAAGUCAAGGUUAAAGUUCUAUCUAUGACUGGAACCAAAAUUAGUCUGAGUAUAAAGGAUGUCGAUCAAAGCACAGGGGAAGACUUGAAUCCAACGAGGAUGCGGCACAAUAUGCCAGGCGAUUCAUCCGCAAUGACGAGAAACCCAGACAGACCUUCAGUGGCAUCAGUACCUGUUUACGACGAUGAUUCCGCAAGGGAAAAACGUAAAGUGCAACGUGUCACCUCGCCAGAAAAAUGGGAAAUCAAGCAGCUUAUAUCUGCUGGGGUUUUGGACAAGGCUGAUUACCCUGACUUCGAUGACGAGACUGGAGUAUUACCACAACGAGAGGACGACUCGGAUGAAGAUGUCGAAAUUGAAUUGGUCGAAGAGGAACCUCCAUUCCUAAAUGGACAAACCAAGUUAAGCGUUGAUAUGAGUCCUGUUAAAAUAGUCAAGAAUCCCGACGGUUCUCUCCAGAGAGCAGCCAUGACUCAAACUGCACUUGCAAAAGAACGACGUGAAUUGAAACAAGCUCAAAGAGAAGAGCAAGCGAAUUCUGUACCGAAAGAUCUUGGAAAGCUGUGGGUUGAUCCCGUGCCUUCUGGUGACGAUGACCGACCACAGUUUGCGCAAGAAGCAAAGGGAAUUGGACUGUCUGCGAAAGAUGACAUGCCCGAAUGGCGUAAGGCUUCUUUUGGAGGCAAGAAAGUAUCGUAUGGCAAGAAAACAAAUCUCUCUAUCUUGGAACAGAGACAAAGUUUGCCCAUAUAUAAACUUAGAGAUGAAUUAGUCAAGGCGGUGCACGAUAACCAACUACUCAUAGUUAUUGGAGAAACGGGCAGUGGUAAAACUACUCAAAUAACACAAUAUGUUGCCGAGGCCGGCCUGGCGUCGGUAGGCAAAAUCGGAUGCACUCAACCUCGUCGUGUUGCGGCCAUGUCGGUUGCGAAGAGAGUCUCGGAAGAAUUCGGUUGUCGUUUAGGUCAAGAGGUUGGAUACACCAUUCGUUUUGAAGAUUGCACCAGUCCUGAAACAAAGAUCAAAUACAUGACGGAGGGUAUGUUGCUGCGGGAGUGUUUAAUCGAUCCAAACCUCACGCAGUACUCAAUGGUCAUGUUGGAUGAAGCACACGAAAGGACUAUUCAUACGGAUGUCUUGUUUGGUCUGAUGAAAAAAGCCGUGAAGAAAAGGCCCGACCUGAAAUUGAUCGUCACUUCGGCAACGCUCGAUGCUGUUAAGUUCUCGACGUAUUUCUUCGAGGCUCCAAUAUUCACGAUUCCCGGUCGUACAUUCCCCGUGGAAAUAUUGUAUACAAAAGAGGCCGAGACUGAUUAUCUUGAUGCAGCUUUGGUCACAGUCAUGCAGAUCCAUCUGACGGAACCGCCUGGUGAUAUCCUCGUCUUUUUAACAGGUCAGGAGGAGAUUGACACAUCGUGUGAGAUCCUUUAUGAACGUAUGAAAUCUCUUGGUCCGGAAGUACCUGAGCUCAUUAUCUUACCUGUGUACAGCGCAUUGCCAAGUGAGAUGCAGACUAGAAUUUUUGAGCCCGCACCACCCGGAAGUAGAAAGGUUGUCAUCGCGACAAAUAUCGCUGAAACAUCUUUGACGAUCGACGGCAUCUAUUACGUUGUUGACCCUGGCUUCGUUAAACAGAAAGUGUAUAACUCCAAGAGUGGUAUGGAUGCCUUGGUAGUUACUCCAAUUUCACAGGCCCAGGCUAAACAGCGAUCGGGGCGAGCAGGUCGAACAGGGCCGGGGAAAUGCUACAGACUGUACACAGAGCGAGCAUAUCGUGAUGAAAUGCUACAAACUGCUGUACCAGAGAUUCAGCGUACAAACCUGACUAGCACAAUCUUGUCAUUGAAAGCCAUGGGAAUUAACGAUUUACUGGCAUUUGAUUUCAUGGAUCCUCCUCCAAUGGAGACGAUGAUCACAGCAAUGGAGCAGUUGCACUCGCUUGGUUCGCUAGAUGAUGAAGGUCUCUUGACAAGACUUGGUCGAAGGAUGGCUGAGUUCCCUCUUGAGCCACCCUUAUCAAAAAUGUUGAUACAGUCUGUCCAUCUGGGCUGCAGCGAUGAAAUUCUCACAAUUGUUUCCAUGUUGUCCGUUCAGAACGUCUUUUACCGUCCCAAGGAGAAACAAGCUCUUGCAGACCAGAAAAAGGCGAAGUUCCAUCAAGGUGAAGGGGAUCACAUCACGUUGCUGGCUGUGUAUAAUUCUUGGAAGAAUAACAAAUUUUCGAACCCGUGGUGUUUCGAAAACUUCAUACAGGCGAGAUCUCUGAGAAGAGCUCAAGAUAUUCGAAAACAGAUGCUUGGCAUCAUGGACAGGCACAAGCUGGAUAUCGUGUCGUGUGGAAAGAACGUCAACCGCGUUCAGAAAGCAAUAUGCAGCGGUUUCUUCCGAAAUGCGGCUCGAAAGGACCCACAGGAGGGUUACAGGACAUUAGUGGAUAAUCAAGUUGUAUACAUUCAUCCUUCGAGUGCGCUGUUCAACCGCCAGCCUGACUGGGUUAUCUAUCAUGAACUAGUAUUAACUACUAAAGAGUACAUGAGAGAAUGUACUGCAAUAGAUCCGAAAUGGCUUGUUGAGUUUGCGCCAUCAUUUUUCAAGGUAGGAGAUCCAACGAAACUGAGUAAACGAAAGAGGCAGGAACGCCUGGAACCACUCUACAACAGAUACGAGGAGCCAAACGCCUGGCGUAUUUCAAGGGCAUUUCGAAGACGAUGAAAGAACAAAAUACAUGCUCUUGAUACUGGUCUAUGGCGUUAUACGUAUUUUGGCUGGACAGCUAUAUAUAAAGUAAUUCACCAACUAAAAGGAUUUGAAAGAUGUUUCUAUCCACAGACAAAAAGCUGCAGAACCUGCAAGCAAUGAUACUUGGUUUUAUUAGCUAAAGUGAUAAAGAUAAGCUAACCUAAGCUAAUGUACAAAGAUUGGCUAUGGGCCUUCCUUAUUUUGCUCAGCCUAUAAAAUCACCAGUUUUGACACCAAUGUAUUUGUCCUAGCUUGGGUUUUACAGUGCUCGCCAUCUGCCGGACGGUGCUUUUUAAGCUCAACAAGAAUCGUAACUCAAAUUAUAUGCCUAAUCGUACACCUAUCAGAAUUAUAACUCAAAUUAUAUGCCUAAUCGUACACUUUAACGUAAAGUUUCUCUGUAUUCACUUACACUGUUGAACACGAAUGUUAGAGCGGUUUAUACUAUAGGUGCAAUUUUUUUAACAUGCGAUCAAAAAGCAGAUACAUGCACUUAAUUAAAUGCACUUAAACUAAAAGCGAUGACAAUUAA
Molecule: messenger RNA, 4332 nt
Organism: Dendronephthya gigantea
Lineage: Eukaryota; Metazoa; Cnidaria; Anthozoa; Malacalcyonacea; Nephtheidae
Product: ATP-dependent RNA helicase DHX8-like
Exons: 25
Coding region: 189-3773 (1194 amino acids)
Biological process (GO): spliceosomal complex disassembly; mRNA splicing, via spliceosome
Cellular component (GO): catalytic step 2 spliceosome; intracellular anatomical structure
Molecular function (GO): RNA helicase activity; ATP binding; RNA binding
Source: RefSeq, a predicted model, not a curated record